Molecule: messenger RNA, 1667 nt
Organism: Acipenser ruthenus (sterlet)
Lineage: Eukaryota; Metazoa; Chordata; Actinopteri; Acipenseriformes; Acipenseridae
Product: TBC1 domain family member 2B-like
Exons: 2
Coding region: 676-933 (85 amino acids)
Source: RefSeq, a predicted model, not a curated record
UGUGUUAUAAUGAGAAGAGUGUUUCGUGUAUAUUCUGCAACCAACAUUUCUUUGCUACCGCCUUGACAGCAUACACUACAACUCCCAGCAUGUCUUGUGAAUCCCUUUCAAUUCAACCAACCCUUCACUAGGCGUCACGCGCCCCUCCCCCAGACGCGCCACCAGACUGUCCAAUCAGCAGCGAAACCGCGUGCGCAGAUUCAAACGCAGUUCUAGAAGGAGGAUGGGCGCGAGAAACGGCGGGAUGGACGAAAAACCUGAAAUACGAAAUCAAAACAGCGUAGAUGAGAGUAGGGGGCAUGAAUAGUGAUCGAGACAGGCUGCAGUAGCCGAAAAUAUGCGUAAAAUCGCGACUUGGGACCCACAGACACGGCGCGGAAACUCCACAACUUAAUUUGAUUAAUCUAAGAGAAGAUCGCAUUGUAUAACAUCAUCGGAUACUGUCACUGUGUCCGAGAGAUAAAGACGUAAUUGACAUCUCCUGAUCAGAGCGAAGAAGGACAAACUGCAAUUAUAGGUUUGACAGCGCCUGGGUGUUACAGGUUACGUGUGGAUUGGAGCCAGUGUGUUCUGUAUAUGUAUUCAUAAAACUGGAACUAAGAUAAUAUAGCCGAUCGUGCAAUUUUCUAUAUUUGGUCCUUGCUGCUGAUUUAGCCAGAAAGAAAGCUCAUCACUAUGGCCAGCAUGACGGCUCGCAGGAAACUAAUGACCAUAGCGUUUAAUGAUAUGAACCCCUUCCCUAUGAAGCUGCUGAAGAACAGACGAGAGUUUCACAUGGAGAGGCUGACAGCCGAGCUGCUGGAGCUGGAGAGGAUACAGGAGGAGUUUGUGAAAGAACAACAAGUGGAGCGCAAAGACAAGGACCUGGACACUGCUGUCAGCGAAGACGAAGAAGUAAUACAGACUGCAGUUAGCUUGCAUCACACGUCCUGACGUUAUUGAAAAAUUACACAUCACUGAUACUAUUUAAACUAAUUUGUUUGCCUUAUUAUUCCCUGCUGUGGAAUAUAGUGGGGCUUACAUACUGUGUAUGUCACACAUACAUCUAACUGUUAUCCUUUGUCUGUUGUUGAGUAUAUAGGUAUGUCAGACUUACAUUUUUACAUGUACAGUUCGGCUCUUAUUUUGUAAUGGCGCGUGAUGUACCGACAUACUUGUUUUAGAGUCAACAAAUUAAGUUUACCAAACCUGUCAAAAUGCAGAAUAUUAAUGGAAAUAGGUGUGUUGGUAAUACACACACACUACAUCUCUGAAUGCUUGACUUCAAAUCCAGUUUAAGUCACACAUGAAAGGAGUAUGGUGGUCCUAAGCCCUCGGCUUCCACAUCACAAAACCAACACACAGUGUAGCACAAUUGGCACAAAGGAUAAACCUGUUUCUUAUCUCAUAAAACAGCCUUUUACUAUAAUUAUCAUCUGUCAGUCUCUGAAUUUCUUCAAUCAGCAGUUCCAUUCCACUCAGAUCAGUUUAGUAAAUUAAUUAUUUUGUAGUUUCCCAAGAAAACAAAAACUCAUUGGAGAUCUUGAAAAUUAAUGUCUUGAAAUGUGAUUAAUUUAGGCCAGGCUAAUCUGAACAAGUACAGAGAUUCCAGUUACUUUUCAGACCGGCAACCAGGUUCCAGAUUUUCUAAACGAGACUAUCUCUGAAAUAAACUUAUUUUUUAUGCA